CGACAAGCAGCCAGCCAGCAGACUCGGAUCCUCCAGCCGGACUCUCUCAGACCCGAACCCUACAAUACCCCGCUUCUCUCUUCGCUCUCCCCGCCAGACAUCAUGCGUGAGAUCGUCCAUCUGCAGGCCGGCCAGUGCGGGAACCAGAUCGGAGCAAAGUUCUGGGAGGUGAUCAGUGACGAGCACGGCAUCGACCCAACAGGAUCCUACCACGGAGACAGCGACCUGCAGCUCGACAGAAUCAAUGUCUACUAUAACGAGGCUUCAGGAGGGAAGUACGUGCCCAGGGCCAUCCUAGUGGACCUGGAGCCCGGAACCAUGGACUCGGUCCGCUCCGGGCCCUUCGGACAGAUCUUCAGACCGGACAACUUCGUCUUUGGCCAGAGCGGAGCCGGGAACAACUGGGCGAAGGGCCACUACACCGAGGGGGCCGAGCUGGUGGACUCGGUGAUGGACGUGGUGAGGAAGGAGGCGGAGAGCUGCGACUGCCUGCAGGGCUUCCAGCUGACGCACUCGCUGGGCGGCGGCACGGGCUCCGGCAUGGGGACGCUGCUCAUCAGCAAGAUCCGCGAGGAGUACCCCGACCGCAUCAUGAACACCUUCAGCGUGGUGCCCUCCCCCAAGGUGUCGGACACGGUGGUGGAGCCGUACAACGCCACGCUGUCCGUCCACCAGCUGGUGGAGAACACAGACGAGACUUACUGCAUCGACAACGAGGCGCUGUAUGACAUCUGCUUCCGCACCCUCAAACUCACCACGCCUACUUACGGGGACCUGAACCACCUGGUGUCGGCCACCAUGAGCGGCGUGACGACCUGCCUGCGCUUCCCCGGCCAGCUCAACGCCGACCUGCGCAAGCUGGCGGUCAACAUGGUGCCCUUCCCCCGCCUGCACUUCUUCAUGCCGGGCUUCGCUCCGCUCACCAGCAGAGGCAGCCAGCAGUACCGCGCCCUCUCGGUCCCAGAACUCACGCAGCAGAUGUUCGACGCCAAGAACAUGAUGGCGGCGUGCGACCCGCGCCACGGCCGCUACCUGACCGUGGCCGCCGUGUUCCGCGGCCGCAUGUCCAUGAAGGAAGUGGACGAGCAGAUGCUGAACGUGCAGAACAAGAACAGCAGCUACUUCGUGGAGUGGAUCCCCAACAACGUGAAGACGGCCGUGUGCGACAUCCCGCCCCGCGGCCUCAAGAUGGCCGCCACCUUCAUCGGCAACAGCACCGCCAUCCAGGAGCUCUUCAAGCGCAUCUCCGAGCAGUUCACCGCCAUGUUCCGCCGCAAGGCCUUCCUCCACUGGUACACCGGGGAGGGCAUGGACGAGAUGGAGUUCACAGAGGCCGAGAGCAACAUGAACGACUUGGUGUCCGAGUACCAGCAGUACCAGGACGCCACCGCCGAGGAGGGAGAGUUCGAGGAGGAGGGAGAAGAGGAGGUGGCCUGAGGAGGAGAAGAGGAGGUGGCCUGAGGCUGAAACACUCAACGUUUCUCUGAUGUAACCGUCAAAACUCCAUCCAGCCACUGAUCUCACUCCUACUCUGCUCUCUGCUCUGUUACUCUGAACUCCCUAAACCCUGGAAUCUUCCUCUCCUCUUCCUCUCU
Molecule: messenger RNA, 1595 nt
Organism: Centropristis striata (black sea bass)
Lineage: Eukaryota; Metazoa; Chordata; Actinopteri; Perciformes; Serranidae
Exons: 5
Coding region: 103-1437 (444 amino acids)
Biological process (GO): microtubule cytoskeleton organization; mitotic cell cycle
Cellular component (GO): microtubule; cytoplasm
Molecular function (GO): structural constituent of cytoskeleton; GTP binding; GTPase activity
Source: RefSeq, a predicted model, not a curated record